CCAAUACCCUGAAGAAUCCAGUCAUGAUAGCGUCUCUCGUCCAAAAGGAAAAGUAAAACGCAUUUCUACUAGUCCACAGCAAAGGUGCAAAGAUUCCAUCCAACCGGAACCACCAUUGCUCCACUUCACUACCGCCACAUCUUCGCUGGCAACGAUGGCUUUCUCGGAGUUCCAACCACUCAACGACAAGACUUUGAUCGAAUACAUAAAGUCCGUCCCUGCCCUCUCCUCCAAACUAGCCAACAACUUCGACAACUUAUCCAUCAAAGAAGUUGGAGAUGGCAACCUUAACUUUGUCUACAUUGUUUUCAACUCCGCAGGUUCUUUUGUCAUCAAACAGGCUCUGCCGUACGUUCGUUGCAUCGGGGAAUCAUGGCCUAUGACGAAGGAGAGAGCGUACUUUGAGUCGUUGGCGCUGAAAGAAGAGGGUCGCUUGUGCCCUGAACAUGUCCCAGAAGUGUAUCACUUUGACCGUACCAUGUCUUUGAUUGGCAUGCGUUACUUAGAGCCUCCGCAUAUAAUCCUCAGAAAAGGGUUAAUUGCUGGGAUUGAGUACCCUUUUUUGGGUGAGCACAUGGCUGAUUUCAUGGCAAAGACUCUCUUCUUUACGUCUCUCCUUUUCCGUUCCACUACUGAGCACAAACGGGACGUUGCCGAAUUUUGUGGGAACGUGGAGUUAUGCAGGCUCACUGAGCAGGUCGUUUUCUCUGACCCUUAUAAAGUUUCUCAAUAUAAUCGUUGGACUUCCCCUUAUCUUGAUAGUGAUGCUGAGGCUGUUCGCGAAGACAAUCUGCUGAAGCUUGAAGUUGCUGAGUUGAAAUCUAAGUUCUGUGAGAGGGCCCAGGCAUUAAUACAUGGAGAUCUACACACUGGUUCUGUGAUGGUUACUCGGGAAUCAACUCAGGUUAUUGAUCCGGAAUUUGCAUUUUAUGGACCAAUGGGUUUUGAUAUUGGAGCAUUCUUGGGAAACUUGAUUUUGGCUUUCUUUGCUCAAGAUGGACAUGCUGAUCAAGCAAAUGAUCGAAAAGCAUAUAAGGAGUGGAUUCUUAAGACAAUUGAAGACAAUUGGAAUCUUUUCUACCACAAAUUCACUUCACUUUGGGACAACCACAGAAAUGGUGCUGGUGAAGCAUAUCUUCCCGCAAUCUAUAACAACCCUGAGGUUCAACAGCUUGUACAGAAAAAAUACAUGACAGAUUUGUUUCAUGAUAGUCUUGGAUUUGGUGCUGCCAAAAUGAUAAGGAGAAUUGUUGGUGUGGCACACGUUGAGGAUUUCGAAUCCAUUGCUGAUGCUGGCAAACGGGCAACCUGUGAACGGCGGGCACUUGAUUUAGCUAAGAUGAUUCUCAAAGAAAGAAGAAAAUUUGAAGGCAUUACUGAAAUUAUUUCAGCAAUUCGGCAAUUCUAGCCAUAACAAGAUUUUGAUGCAUCAAUAGUUCAAUACCUCCAUGAUGUAUCGUGUUUACCAUAUAUUAUCUUUGAGAUUUUUGCUGUGUAUUACUAUAUAACUUUCACUGUCAAAAUUCUGUGUAGACUUUCCAAUUAUUUUACACGUACCCCCAUAUGUGUUGGAUGCAGUGGAGAGUAAAUGACAAAGGAAAAUAGAAUGGACGAAAACGAAGAGAAAAGUUUGUAUUUAGUCCUUAUUGGAAAUUCCAGCUGUAUAUUAUAACACCGAAAUCGACAUGAAGUUAUUAUAAAAUAUAAGAAUUAAAUGGAAAAUAAGUGAUGUUUAUAUUU
Molecule: messenger RNA, 1740 nt
Organism: Abrus precatorius (Indian licorice)
Lineage: Eukaryota; Viridiplantae; Streptophyta; Magnoliopsida; Fabales; Fabaceae
Product: methylthioribose kinase
Exons: 6
Coding region: 155-1408 (417 amino acids)
Molecular function (GO): S-methyl-5-thioribose kinase activity
Source: RefSeq, a predicted model, not a curated record